GUGGCUGUAGGAAACCCCCGCCCACCCCCAGCAUUGUGGGUAGCUCAAGAUGGCGGCUCCCGUCCUGAAGUGGAGGCGUGUGACGGGCACAACCGGCCCGACGCCGCGGCCUCGGCACGGCCAUCGUGCCGUUGCCAUUAAGGAUCUCAUGGUUGUUUUCGGGGGCGGCAACGAGGGCAUCGUGGACGAAUUGCACGUGUACAACACAGCCACCAACCAAUGGUUUGUCCCGGCGGUGCGGGGGGACAUCCCGCCGGGUUGUGCCGCGUACGGGUUCGUGUGCGACGGCACCCGACUCCUGGUGUUCGGAGGAAUGGUGGAGUAUGGCAAGUACUCGAAUGAACUAUACGAGCUGCAGGCCAGUCGCUGGGAGUGGAAGAGACUCAAGCCCAAGUCGCCCAAAAACGGCCCACCCCCCUGCCCGCGCCUGGGCCACAGCUUCACCAUGUGCGGCACCAAGGUCUACCUGUUCGGGGGCCUGGCCAACGACAGCGAGGACCCCAAGAACAACAUACCAAGAUACCUGAACGAUCUUUACACGCUGGAGUUGAAGCCCCAGUCGGACGUGCGAGCGUGGGACAUCCCGCAGACGUACGGCACCCCGCCCCCGCCGCGGGAGUCCCACACCUGCAUCUCCUACACCGACAAGGACGGCAAGCGCCCCAGGCUCAUCAUCUACGGAGGCAUGAGCGGGUGUCGUCUGGGGGACCUGUGGCAACUAGAGAUAGAAACUAGUUCGUGGACAAAGCCCCUUGUGAAUGGCAUUGCCCCCCUCCCCCGCAGCCUGCACUCAGCUACACAGAUAAGUCACAGAAUGUUUGUGUUUGGCGGCUGGGUUCCGCUGGUGAUGGACGACCAGAAGGUGGCCACGCACGAGAAGGAGUGGAAAUGCACCAACACCCUGGCCUCCCUCAACCUGGAAACGAUGACGUGGGAGCCCCUGGCUAUGGAGGUAUUUGAGGACUCUGUGCCGCGAGCCCGCGCCGGACACUGUGCCGUGAACAUCGGCAGCAGGCUGUACGUGUGGAGCGGAAGGGACGGCUACAGAAAGGCCUGGAACAACCAGGUGUGUUGUAAGGACCUGUGGUUUUUGGAGACAGAAAAGCCGCUGGCCCCCACCAGAGUCCAGUUGGUACGAGCCAGCACCAACACCCUGGAGGUGUGCUGGGGAGCAAUACAGACAGCGGACGCGUAUCUACUGCAGCUACAGAAGUACGACAUGCCGCCAGCGCAGGCCGCCACUCUGCCGAACGCGGUCAGUAACCCUGCCAUGGCCUCCACCCCGGCCUCCGCAGCCCUGCAGGGGAGCGGCAGUGCCACCAUGAUCCGCCAGAUGUCCUCGGGAACUGGUCCUGUCACUGCCGGCAUCAUGAAGGCACCAGGGCUGCAGCCUUUACGGAUGCCCACACAGACCACCCUGGUCGGCACGGCAACCACCGCCAUGCCCCAGCAGUCGCCGCCGGUGCGGGGUCGGGCCCGGGUCAAGUCUCCGGUCGCCGUGACGAUGGCCAGCAGCCCGAGGAUGGCGACCAGCACCACCAACCCGCGUAUCCUCACCACAACCACGUCCCCUGGGACCCUCCCCGCUGGCACAGGCAUGAGCGGAAUUCAGGCACUGGCGGCGGCUGCAGCGGCCACCCAGAAGAUUCCUGCCAGUCCGUCAGGCACCACCAUGAGGCCACAGCUGUCCACUACCCAUACGGGCACCCCCGUCACCCUCACUCUAGCCUCCGGGGUUAAAUCCACCCCCAUUAUGCAAUAUUUUUCAAACCAGGUCAACACAGCGGCUACCAGCAUUCUGAAGACCGCGGCGCAAGCGGCACAGGCGGGCGCACAACAGCAGCUUCAGGGGAAGCAGAUCAUCACGGUACACAAGUCUGGAGCCGUCACGCUCACCCCGCAGACACAGGUGGUCACUACCGUGGUGGGAGGAGUCACCAAGACGGUCACGCUGGUCAAGUCUGUCCCCGUCACUCUUCAGGGAGGGAAGGUGACGUUGAUCCAGACCAAGCCCCUGAGCUCCACAGGCAUGGUGCUGGGCACCACCCCGCAGGGGGCCACCCCUGGAGUCAGCACCAUGGCACGGCAGCUGGGACAGCUGCAGGCUGGGACAUCGAAAGGCGCGACCAUCAUGGGUAUCAGCAGCGUGACCCAGCAGCCGGUCGUCACCAUCCCCAAAACCAUCAUCAAGACCGUCCCCGUGUCAUCCGUCAUGUCGAGCAUGGCCGGGCAGGGCGGGGCCACGGGCGGAGCCACCCCGACCAAACCCACCAUUAUCGCAAUCACUACCAAGGCAGUUACUGGGGUGGCAGGUAUGACCACAGGGACCACCAGCAAGCUUCCAUCCACAUACAUGGUGAAGAACCCCACCAGCCAGGGCAGCACCCAGCAAGUCGUCCGGACCGUCACCACCACCCUGGGGGUCACCCCCAUGGGCACGGUGGUACGGACCGUGACGUCACAGAUGCAGCCGGGCGUACGGAUCAUCACCGUUCCCGCGUCCAGCAUCACGACGACCACCACGCCCACGGGACAGGUGCAGAGGAUCGUGGUCACGCCCGUCACAAGACCGAGCGCCGCCUUGCAAGGGAAAACGGGAACCAUCACCAUUGUCACUCCAGCAGGUACCUCAGUUCCUGCAUCCACAAUCCUCUCCUCAACCAGCGCGGGAGCCACUGGUACAUCGAGGCCCAUCACCGUUUCCGUCGCCAACCUGCCGUCCGCCUCAAACGUGCCCGUCACCAUGACUACGGCGCAGGCGGCAUCGGCGCUGUCGGCGGCCACAAGCAUCACGCCGACGGGAAUCACGCUACAGAGUUUGUCCACACCCACAGCAACGACACAGAUGAAACAGAUCAUACAGAACACACAGGCCAUCACCCCUGCCACCUCCACUGUGACCUCAGUAGCUGCCUCCACCAGCGAGCAGGGACAGCCACCGGCCAGCUCUGCGGAGCAGCCGCAAGUUGGACCCUGCGGCACUAUUCAUGGCUGUGGUACUGAUGACGAAGAUGAGGAUGCAGAGAAGCCCAAGAUCGGCCCAUGUGGAACCAUCCAUGGCUGUGGAACCGACGAUGAAGAUGACGAGAAAUCAAAACCCACAAUUGGUCCAUGUGGCACUAUACAUGGUUGCGGGACUGACGACGAAGAUGAUGACAAGUCCAAGCCCUCAGAAGGACCCAAAAUUGGCCCUUGUGGCACCAUCCAUGGUUGUGGUACAGACGAUGAAGAUGAUGACAAGUCAAAACCAGCAGAACAGCAAAAAAUAGGUCCAUGUGGAACUAUACAUGGUUGUGGUACGGAUGAUGAAGAUGAUGAGAAGCCUAAGGUGGGGCCCUGCGGAACCAUCCAUGGCUGCGGUACGGAUGACGAGGGAGAGGGCGAUGACCCCACGCCAUCCACCACGACACAGGCAGACCAGACACAGGAGGAAGCGAUGGACACGUCAGCACCGUCCCAACCACAGACCUCAGCAACGUCAACAGUAGCUACCAGUUCUACAGCAGUAACUUCACAAGCCACACUAAUGGAGACAGGGCAGACAGCAUCGUCCUCUGUAGAACAGAUGGACACCACACCUGCAACAACAGCUGCAGCUGUAGCAGAAGCAGAAGCCCUUGCAGCAGCCACCACCUCUAGUGUCAUGACCCCCUCCCCCUCAGCGGUGGACGGAGCAGCAGCUGUCCUCGCCACCCUGGCAGACUCCACGACCACGCCUGUAUCCGCCAGUCAAGCGGGGGCGACGCCCGUCAACAAUGGUGCCGUGGCCCCAUCCCUACCUGCCAAUGUCACGACAAACGGGCUCGGGCCUACAGUGGUUAAAACAGAGCCAGACGUCAAAUCAGAGGACCAGAAGGCAGUGGACGCCUCCUCUAAGACCCUCCUGCCAGGGAAGCGGGAACACAACCAGUGGUACGAUGUGGGCAUCUUCAAGGGUACCUCCGCAACCGUGCAGUACUACUACCUGCCUUCUGAGAACAACCAGAAGGGCGAGGAUGACAUCGAUGUAGUGAACGUACCAGACCACAGCAUGCUGAAGAAGCAGGAGCUCCUGUCCGGUACAGCGUACAAGUUCCGCGUGGCCGGCAUCAACGCGUGCGGCAGAGGGCCCUGGAGCGAGAUCUCCGCCUUCAAAACCUGCCUGCCAGGCUACCCAGGGGCACCGUCUGCUAUCAGAAUCAGUAAAAGCACAGAAGGAGCGCACCUAUCCUGGGAGGCGCCGGCCAACACGGCGGGCAAGAUCCUGGAAUACUCUGUCUACCUGGCCGUGAAGAGCACCUCCGCGUCCACGCCGGACACCAAGCCGCUCACGCCGUCCCAGAUGGCGUUCGUGAGGGUGUACUGCGGCCCCAGCGCCUCGUGUACGGUCACCACCAGCACGCUGUCCAACGCUCACAUCGACUACACAUCCAAACCUGCCAUCAUCUUCAGAAUCGCAGCCAGAAACGACAAGGGCUAUGGACCAGCAACUCAAGUAAGGUGGCUGCAGGACUCCUCCAAGGAUACUAAGGCAGCUAAGAGAGUCGCUCCCUCAGACAGUAAAUCUGGCACCAAGAAGGUGAAGACGGAAAAAUGAAGAAGCUUCCACCACAUAACAUGAACACAAUACAGCGGACCACCUGGACACCACCUCCAUCAUAACAGCCUCAUCUAAACCAGCGCUUCUUCAUAAUCAUACCUCCUCCAAUCAACACACGGGACUGCCACACGCAAUACUGACUGAUCACUGUUCAACAACUUCUUCCCUUGUAAACUGUUGAAAAAAAAAGUUGUGGAAUUUUGAGCUUACUAUUGCUGGGAUGUUUUUUGAAAUAGUAAUAAUGUUAUUUUAUUCGGUUCUGAAGACGAUGUUUUGCUGGCCGGAAGCGUACCCGUGGUUUCGGUCGCUUUGUUCGAGGGGUUGUGGGUGGGACGAGAAUACUGUGCAUCUUUGAAUGUGUUGGGGCAGGAUUCUGUAUUUUUCAGCGCGAAAGAAUGUACCAUAUCUAGACCAAAAAAAAUAAAUCUAUUUUUUCUAAACCUGUUACACUUAGAGAAAGGGACGUACGAAAGAAGGCGUUUUACGAUCUGAUUUUGGUCAGCAAAGAUUUGAGAUGCCUGUUGUGAGUGUAGUUUGAAGAGAAAAAUGAGUCCCAAGAGAAUUAUUUUGAUCUAUGAUCUUAGAGGUUUGUGGUUUCAGUGUCUAACACAAAAACACCCUCUUUGAAUGUUGAACACAUUUAUAGAUGCACAGUGAACUUAGAAAAUUGUUACGUCACAGAAGAUGAUGAUAUAAGCGGUAGUUCUCUAUCAGGAAUAGGUAUGGGGGAAAAUGAAAGUAUGUCCAUUUUUAUGUAUUCUGGUUCCAAACAUGGCCCUACAUAUCCAGAAAUGUUCGCAGUUUUGUAGGCGUAGAAAGUUUACCACAUUGGGGAAUAGAUAGACUAAACGGUGAUGCAAAGGUCUGGGUUUUCAGACUAGUUCAAACAGAAGGGAAUGAAAUGUGAAAUAUGCAUACCAGCUUCAUUUUUUGCUUAUUAUUCGCUUACUUUUGGGGCUUCAUUUUUAAGAGCAUGGGCUUGUCAAUUAUUGUACCAUAUGCAUAUCAAAUUUGAGCUUGAAGCUGAACGUUUUAUUUCAGAUCACUUUUUUGAGGCUUGGUAGACCAUUUACUUCUGAGUAUUCGAACCUGGAAAUAACAGUUUAAGAAUUGCUCACCCAUAAUUGUACAGGUUCUCAUUUUCUCGAUUUAUUUAAAUUCUUGCAACGGAAGCUCACUUUUGCAAUGGGGUUUCAGAUAUUUUGCUUUUUUCUUUUGGGAUUUUUGCAGGAUGGAACUUUUCCAGACAUUUCCCUCUCCGAAUGGGUAGAAUUAGUGUAUAUUUGAGAUACUGUAUUUUUAAUAGUGUGGUAGAACCAUAACAUUGUGUCUUUUGAUGUUUUUGUACAUUUGUCCGUAGUUGUGAGAGAGUCAACGUGGUUUUUACCUACCCAGUUGGGAUUGCUAGCGUCACUACGAAGAAAUUCCGAUGUUUUUCAUCAGCAAGCAUUUAGUGACGGAAACUUUGAUGUCUUCUUAUGAAGAAGCUCUUUACAAGGACCUACCGUAAAUUGGUGUUUAAGGAAAGUGCAAAGAAUGGUAAUUUUAUAUACAACUUUUGGGAGAAGGCAAACCCUGGAGAAGUGCUUGCGUGUUUUUUUCGGACAGCAAGUAACGGAGAUAGACUGUGGUUAAACCAUAUGCAUGCUGUAUUCUGCGUUCUUUGUACCCCCUCUUCUUGUACAAGUUCCCUUCCCCUUUAAACUUCACCUUCCAAAGUUCGUGUAUCUGUUCCGAUAUCGUUCAUUGUCUUGUUCUGAAAUAUUUGUGCUGUUCCUCAUCAAUGGUCAA
Molecule: messenger RNA, 6370 nt
Organism: Branchiostoma floridae (Florida lancelet)
Lineage: Eukaryota; Metazoa; Chordata; Leptocardii; Amphioxiformes; Branchiostomatidae
Product: host cell factor 1-like
Biological process (GO): chromatin remodeling; regulation of DNA-templated transcription
Cellular component (GO): histone methyltransferase complex
Molecular function (GO): transcription coactivator activity; protein binding
Source: RefSeq, a predicted model, not a curated record